AUGGCGGAAAUUGCAGGCAUCCAUAAACAGCAAAUGAAGAGGAAACCAAGCAAUGAAGUCGUGAAAGAGAAGUGGGCGAAGCAUUACUCGUCGAAUCACCAGAUAUUGUUGGUUGGUGAAGGAGAUUUCUCGUUUUCUGUGAGUCUGGCUAUGGCUUUUGGCUCUGCUUCCAAUAUUGUAGCUUCUUCCAUCGACUCUUAUGAUUAUCUUAUCAAGAAUUACAAGAAUGCAAAAGCAAACUUGGAUAUCUUGCGUGAGUUUGGAGCCCAACUGUUGCAUGUAGUUAAUGCAGUCAAAAUGAAGAAUCAUACUGACCUUCGAAAGCAGAAGUUUGAUCGCAUUGUAUAUAAUUUCCCACAUUCUGGUGAUCGAGGGAAAGAAAGUGAUGAAGAUAUCAUUGUUACUUUCAAAUUCAUGGUUUCUUCAAAUGCCAAGAAAUCACCUCCAGAAUUUCCAUUUCAAAAACGACUGAAAAAAACACUUGAAGAAAUGAAUCCUAUUGCGGAGUAUUUGAUUGAUGCCGAUGGGUUAACUUAUUUGACUGAAUGUUUAAUUCCUGAUCUGUUUUAUUUGGAGACAUCUUCAUCGGAUGUGGUUCGAGGAGUGAGAGAGAGUUUGCGAAGUACAAAGAAGGAUUAUGCAAAAACAGAAGAUGAUUUGAAAUCCCUUCAAAGUGUUGGACAGAUAAUAGGCGAAGUCUUAAGACCUCUUGACAACGAACGAUUGAUUGUUAAAGCAAGUAGUGGCCCAAGGUAUGUGGUUGGAUGCAGGAGUAAAGUGGACAAAGAAAAACUCACUGCUGGAACUCGUGUGGUUCUUGACAUGACUACUUUGACCAUUAUGCGGGCCCUCCCUCGUGAAGUUGACCCGGUUGUUUACAACAUGCUUCAUGAAGACCCUGGGAACAUCAGCUACUCUGCAGUUGGUGGGCUUUCAGAUCAAAUUCGUGAACUUAGGGAAUCCAUAGAGUUGCCUUUAAUGAACCCUGAACUCUUCAUAAGGGUUGGAAUCAAGCCCCCCAAGGGUGUUCUUCUUUAUGGACCUCCUGGUACUGGCAAGACACUACUAGCAAGAGCAAUUGCCAGCAAUAUAGAUGCUAAUUUCUUGAAGGUUGUUUCAAGUGCGAUUAUUGAUAAGUAUAUUGGUGAGAGUGCAAGGUUGAUUAGGGAAAUGUUUAAUUAUGCUCGUGAUCACCAACCUUGUAUCAUAUUCAUGGAUGAAAUUGAUGCGAUUGGUGGACGUAGAUUCAGUGAGGGAACAAGUGCAGAUCGUGAAAUCCAAAGAACACUCAUGGAGUUGUUAAAUCAACUCGAUGGAUUCGAUCAACUUGGAAAGGUUAAAAUGAUAAUGGCGACAAACAGACCGGAUGUGUUGGACCCGGCUCUUCUCCGACCCGGUCGACUCGAUAGAAAAAUAGAGAUUCCAUUGCCCAAUGAGCAGUCAAGAAUGGAAAUUCUUAAAAUCCAUGCUGCUGGGAUUGCUAAACAUGGUGAAAUUGAUUAUGAGGCAGUUGUCAAGCUUGCUGAGGGAUUUAAUGGAGCGGAUUUGAGGAAUGUGUGUACGGAGGCAGGUAUGAGUGCGAUUCGUGCAGAGCGUGAUUAUGUCAUCCAUGAAGAUUUCAUGAAGGCUGUGCGGAAACUGAAUGAGGCCAAGAAGCUUGAAUCCAGUGCUCAUUACAAUGCUGAUUUUGGAAAAGACUAGGAACAGAUGACAACAUUACGUAGUACUUGUAGUUUCCAAAGUUUGCACUUGGAUUUACCUUAUCAUUUGCUAAUCUUCACAUUUAUUUUUUUUAAAUGCCAAUAGACUUUUAGCAUUUUAUACGUUCUGGAAAUUGAUUAUUAGGCUUAUUCUCUCCAUUGACGUUACAUAUUAAAUUAACUACUUAUAUAUAAAAUAACAUUCACUCUUUCA
Lactuca saligna is the source of this 1914-nucleotide messenger RNA. NCBI's taxonomy places the organism in Eukaryota, Viridiplantae, Streptophyta, Magnoliopsida, Asterales, Asteraceae. The record is from the annotation of a GenBank genome assembly.